Brugia pahangi is the source of this 216-nucleotide messenger RNA. Lineage: Eukaryota; Metazoa; Nematoda; Chromadorea; Rhabditida; Onchocercidae. The record is from the annotation of a GenBank genome assembly.
AUGGAAGUAUUUCCGGUUACUACCGUAAUCGAUGUGACUAUAAAAUUUAUUCGGCAUCAUAAGAUACAUUUGGUAAAGAAAGUUGUAUUUUACAAUAUUGAAUGGCGACAAUAUGUCUUUGUUAUAAGCGACGAAUCGGUGACAAAAAUUUUCGAUGGACAUCUAUCUAUUUUGAGUCAUCGUUAUGCCAGUGCAAUGGAGCAUAACUUGAAUUAA